Molecule: messenger RNA, 3195 nt
Organism: Ruditapes philippinarum (Manila clam)
Lineage: Eukaryota; Metazoa; Mollusca; Bivalvia; Venerida; Veneridae
Product: NEDD8 ultimate buster 1-like
Exons: 16
Coding region: 286-2121 (611 amino acids)
Biological process (GO): regulation of ubiquitin-dependent protein catabolic process
Molecular function (GO): protein binding
Source: RefSeq, a predicted model, not a curated record
UACUAGAAUGUAAACAAACAGACAGCACAAACUAAUCUCACUUUUUUGGCAUAAAACUUUGAUCAUUAUAAUGGCUUUUUAGUGUUCAAAAUUCUUUGACAUUUUAAUUUUAACACUGCAAAUUCUAGAUUACUCCAGAGCCAUACUCAUGACACUUGCUUAUUGAAACUAAAUCGUCAUUUCAUUGCAUUUUGAUAAACCUAUUCGGCAUGUUCGGUCAUUUCUAUUUUCAGAUGGAACAUGAUCGUGCAGUAUUGAUAGUGAAACUAACUUAAAUAUCUGAUCAUGGCCUCUGAUGAUUUUUACAAAAAGAUGAUUGGAAAAGGGUUGAAUAGGGAUAAGAUUAAAUUAUGGGAGUUACCAUACACAAACAAGGAUGGAAGUGCUGGUUCUAUUCCGCAGGAGAUAAUUUCCAAAUAUGCAAAAGAGUUUAGCAUUCAAGAGUCACAAGUAUCAGCUAUUUUAGAAACAUUGAGAACCCAUGCAUUACAGAAACUGGCAGAGAUAGAGAAAUUUAAAAGUUCUGGUCUUGCAACUCUGAAGAUUAAAAUAUCAGGAAUUGAGGGACACAAGGAAAUAAUUCCAGUAGAAGUGAAUCUUUCAUGUAAUGGAGAAGAAUUACGAAAGAAAAUAAGUGAGCUAUUGGUUGAUUCAAACAAACAUUUUAAAUUGAUAUGUUCAGGACGAGUGAUUGCAGAUGAUAAAGUUCUCCAAGAACAAAAUAUUAAGAAUGGGAGUCAAAUUCUGGUGUUGUGUUUAAAAGUAACAGAGUGUGAGGCAAAGGCUGAUGAUAAAAUAUCUGCAGAGAUACAAGAUUUCAGGCAUGCAGCAGAGUUAUUAUCUAGGCGAGCUGAACAAGAGCAUGAUGAAAUGGAUAUACAGAUUGCAGACCAGUCUGGUAAACCAAUACAGCUUCCUCCUGGUGAAAAACGGGCUUUAACACUUGCUAUGGCGUUACAUGAGAAAGGGAGACAGGCGUUGAAGAAAAAGAAUGUGACACUUGCCCUACCUCUAUUACUUGAAGCAGAUAAAGAGUUUAAACAAUGUAGAGCAGAUAUUUUAAAUUCUGUUGAUAACUAUGCUAUUCUGUGUUUGGAUAUUGUCUGGUGUUAUCUUUGUCUUAAACAAGUGGAAGAUCUCCCAGAUGCUGAGGAAAGAUUACGAAGCAGUGAAAACUUUUUUGAGAAGAGCUAUGGUUCAGAUUUACAGAGGCUGAUGGCUGUUAAGGAUUCAUCAGGAGAAGAGUUAGCAUUAUUUAUGAAGCUUCAUUUGUUGCAAGGAAUUGUUGCUUUUCAUCAACAUAGAAUGCAAGAUGCUUCAAAUCUACUGACAAAGGCAGAACAAGAAUUACAGAGGCUAGAUAUAGAUGAUGAUAAAAUAACAACAGUAAUGUCUAUGGGUUUUAUGGAGGGUGAGACAAGGUUAGGUCUUAGAGCAUGCAGUGGUAAUGUAGAGAAUGCUGUAGCACAUAUCAUGAAGAGACGAGAGGAAAAGAAAGAAAAUGCCAGAAAACGGAGAAAAGAAAGACAAAAGAAGAAUCUUGUUAAACAUCUUGGUCAGACUGCUGAUGGAAACAAUGUGAAUGUAGAUGUUUAUGAGAUGUUACUAGGUAUGGGGUACCCUAAAGGAGCCUCAGCUGAAGCCCUCAGACAGGCAAAUAAUGAUCUCAACUUAGCCCUUGAGGUGCUCCAGAAUCACCCAGAAUUCCUCAGUCUACCAGAUCCAGAACCAAAACCAAAUGUACCUAUCACUGAUGGCAUGAUUGCUCAGGUAACAUCGAUGGGUUUUGAGCCUGAUAUGGCCCAAAGAGCGUUAUUGAAGCAUAAAGGGGAUGUAGCGAAAGCUAUUGAGGAGCUAGUGAGUUGUGGGGGUAACAUAUCUUCACCAGAAUCAGCUGAUCAAAGUCCAAGCACUUCAUCUGGUGCUUCCGGUUCAAAUCCUUCCGAUGAGGAAAUGUCGAACAUGAAGACACCAGAACAGUUGAGAGAAGAGAGAGAGGCUAUAGACAGACUGGUAUCAGAUCUGCCGGAAGAUGAAGAAGAUUAUCUUGAUAUAAAUCUGGAGGAGGAGAAACAGUUUCUUAAAGAAUACAAAUCACUGCUUAUAUCUUUAAAUGUUUGAUUUAUUAUUUAUCCCAACAAACUGUAGAAAUUUAAUACACCACUGAAUAAUCAGAACAUUUGUACAAGAAUGAUUGUUUUACUGCCACUAUGUUAAUAAAUAGUAUUUAAUUUAUGUUUUUUUAUAUAUGUAUUUGCUAUUAUUUUAUGGAGUUAUGGCCCUUGUCUUUCUUAUAGGUGAAAAUUUGUACUAUAAAUUUUUAGGUUUGUUGUCAGUAAAAUUCCUAUCAAGCGUCUUAAUUUAUACAUUAAACAUGUAAUCCAGCCUACCUAACUAAUUCUGCAAACAUUUUAAAAUUGUUCUGGUUUAAUUUGUUUUUAAGGAAUUUAUAAAUUCAUAAAAAAUUGAGAAUUUCUUGAGCCAAAGAUUUGGUGAUCUGGUGCAUUUUAUCUCGUUAUUUAUUGCAUAAGUAAGGUAAAUGGUAAAAUUAAACUCAUUUGUUGGGGGUUAAAAAUGUAUGUUUGGGUAAUGUAUGCAUGUCGGGGGAUACAAAAGCUAGCUGGGGUUACAAAUGCCCCAUUUAUCCACCAAUUGUAUUAACAAUGAAGGUUUUUAGGUCUGUAGCUUUUUAAAUCACUAAAUAACUUGUGAGAAUUACUUUAGUGAUACUAGUCAAGAAAUUGUAAACACUUUAAAAAAUCUGACAACAGUAACAUUUUGCAAUUUUUAUAGAAUUAUGGCCCCUACAAUGGCAAAUUAUGUAUGACAUCAAUACUUUAUAUGUUAAAUACAUAUUAAUAGUAAAUCAAAUAUUUUAUCUUAAUUUAGAAUGUCCCACAAUAACCUUUGAUAAAACAUCAUCAUUUGAUCUGAUACUUGUCUGUGGGAGUUAGUGGAUCUGUACAUGAUGAUUAUUCCUUUAUACAGUGUUCAAAUGUAACAUUUAAUUUAUCCCAUGGGUUUAUUAAUUUCCGAAACAAAAAUAACAAAUCUAUUUUAAAAUGUUGUUUAAUUGCUUGUAUAACUUAUAAAUAAAGUCAUGGGAGAAUAAAGUCAAAGAUAAUGGUUAUGUGAUGGUUGUAUUGAAACCUGUUAUGCAAAUUGUUACAAUUUUCAUAAUAAAAAUUUAUUGUU